GUUCAGGCCGGUUCAGACGCAUCGAUAUUGGCAUUGGCUCAUUUUUGUGUUUCUGUGCUUCCCUGUUUCGUAUUUCGUCUGGUUCUCUGUUCCCCACUCGAUUGUGUCCAUCCAUCGUGAACUGCUUUACAUGAGUGGCUUUCAACUCUUCAGCAUCCCGAAUGAGAGACAGCUUGCAUACCUGACUGAACCUUGCAUAGCAGGGUGCAUACACCGCGGUAACGUGCGAGUCUGAAAACGUGCCUGUGCGCGCAUUCACGAGCCGUAUGGGCUACGGCUACAUGUCCCUUCCGUGCAAAUAACUUUCAUAUAGAAGAACAGCGGUUUCGUUCUGCUUUCACAAUGUCAGAUGCCGGGAAUAACAUUGCCGAUUAUGUUGUGCCCCAGCGCGAAGUCCGAACGCCAAUGGAUAUGGCCAAGUGGACCAAGUCGGUGGCAUACAACGAAUAUUUGGGGUUUGUUCUGGCCAUGAAUGAGCACGUCAAAGGCACUACUCUCGUGGACGACUGUUUCUUAUCAGAUGUUAUGACAGCUCUCAUAUCUAUGCUGAAUAUACUGGACAAUUGGGUCAUAGAAAUUCCACCCGUAGACCAACCGCAGAGGUUUGGAAACUCCUCAUUCCGGACAUGGCUCCGUAGGACAAAUGAGAAUGCAGAGCAACUUCUGCGUGAUGCAUUACCACAGGAAUUCCAUGCAGCAAUAGCUGAAAUUGCCCCAUAUUUAAAAGACAGUUUCGGUAAUAUGACUAGGAUUGACUACGGCACAGGGCAUGAAAUGAGCUUUGCCAUGUUCCUUUGCUGCUUGUUCAAGAUUGGUGCUCUGAAGGAAGAAGAUUCUGCAGCUGCCAUAUUGAAAUGUUUUAAUAGCUACAUGUCACUUGUUCGACACUUGCAACUGGAGUACCGCAUGGAACCUGCUGGAAGCCACGGUGUCUGGAGUUUGGAUGACUACCAGUUCCUGCCAUUUAUAUGGGGCAGUGCACAACUGAUUGACCACCCAAGAAUUGAACCCAAGGCGUUCACAUCUGAGGGCUUUGCAGAGUCCUAUGCCAGGGAAUACAUGUUCAUGGGCUGUAUAGAGUUCAUUAACAAGGUAAAAACUGGUCCGUUCCACGAGCACUCGAACCAGCUGUGGAACAUCAGUGGUGUACAGUCGUGGAGCAAAGUGAAUGCUGGCUUAAUCAAGAUGUACAAGGCUGAGGUACUUGGAAAGUUUCCUGUAGUACAGCAUAUCGUGUUUGGAUCACUGCUGUCUUUCAAGGAGCAGCCAAAGGAGACAAAAUAGUAACGAGGGAGUUGCAGAAGCCGAACAUGAACAGAGGAACUGCCAAAAUUUCCGAGAAACGUGUUAAAAAAAUUUAUGAAUGUGUUUUCUGUCAAACAAAUCUUAUUUACGUCACUUGAUUCUGGCAUUUCGAUGUGCACAGUUAGUGCGGGAGAAGGCUGCAUAGCAAUGCGUAACACUGAAAUAAAUGUAAUUUAUUUGACCA
Messenger RNA from Ornithodoros turicata, 1489 nucleotides. RefSeq names its product serine/threonine-protein phosphatase 2A activator-like. The coding region runs from base 343 to 1284 and encodes 313 amino acids. Gene Ontology annotation, molecular function: peptidyl-prolyl cis-trans isomerase activity; protein tyrosine phosphatase activator activity. The transcript has 10 exons. Gene Ontology annotation, cellular component: protein phosphatase type 2A complex; nucleus; cytoplasm. The record is from RefSeq and is a predicted model, not a curated record. Lineage: Eukaryota; Metazoa; Arthropoda; Arachnida; Ixodida; Argasidae. Gene Ontology annotation, biological process: mitotic spindle organization.